This is a messenger RNA of Arctia plantaginis, 3120 nucleotides long. The record is from the annotation of a GenBank genome assembly. Lineage: Eukaryota; Metazoa; Arthropoda; Insecta; Lepidoptera; Erebidae.
AUGGCGUCUGUGUGGAAGCGGUUGCAGCGUGUCAACAAGCGUGCUGCGAAGUUCCAGUACACCGCGUCCUACCACCGAGUUGACUUGGAGACCUCGCCGAAGUGGAAACCCAACAAAUUAAGCGUGGUGUGGACCAGGAGAUCGAGACGUGUGAUCACAGAUCCUUUAGAAUGGGAGCCAUCUUUGAAGGACCCCCUCAAAGGCACAGUAAUAUACACCGUGCCAGAAAACCGGACGGUGGCUGUGACAUUGUUCAAGGACUCGCGUACCAACGAACUGGAGGAUAAGGACUGGACGUUCGUGUUAGAAGAUGUAUCAGUGACAGGUAAACGGCGUCGUUUGGCGGUGUGUUCCAUCAACAUGCGGAAGUACGCGAGCCUGGAGCCCUCGCAGCGGUGCCUGGUGUUGAACCUGGAGCCCACCACACAGAAGAUCGUCGCAGCCUCCAUACAUCUCACGCUGCACUGUGUGCUGCUGAGAGAGGGGCAGGCUACAGACGAAGACAUGCAGUCAUUGGCGUCACUGCUGUCAGUGAACAACAACUCGGACAUAGCCGUGCUAGAAGACUUAGAUGAAGAUGAUUACACACUGUCUGAUCACUCCACGAGACAGAUGUUUGACCUCCGCCAACAAAUGGAAGAAAUGACCCAAAGCCUUACCAGCAGUGACAUAGCAGCCACCCCCAACAGCGUCCAGAGUCUCAACUUCGACAACUCCCGCACGCCCACAGCGCCUAUAACCCCAGAAAACAAUAGCCCCACAACCCCAGUCCCUCGCGAUCCAACCCCUAACGACAUUGACUCUAAAGUUGACCCUCUAAUACCUAAAUCGAGACCCGAAAUGUUAAGUAAUUUAACCAAGAUGGCCAUGAAACCAGAACCCAAAUUCUCCUCAACACCAAAAACGAACAUAAUCAUAGAACCUAAGACAGACACCUUCAAAGGCAUACCGUUUAAACCCAAGACAUUUACGAAAAGGAACCUUAAGCCGCUGGAGUUAAAGACUAAUUUGAAUAGUAUAAACUUGGAUAGAAAUGAGAAUGAGAAAGAGGAGGACAGCGAUAAGACUCCUACUGCUGCUGAUAUGGAGUUGUUCCCGGGGAGGUUUGAGAAGGAUAAAACUCCGGUGCAAGAUCUGCUGGAGUGGUGCCAGUCUGUAACUCGCGAGUACAAGUCGUGUCGAGUCACCAACCUGACGACCAGCUUCCGCUCCGGACUCGCCUUCUGCGCCAUCAUACAUCGGUUUAGACCUGAUCUCAUCGACUUCUCCGGGCUGCAGCCGGACGAGGCGGAGCGCAACCUGCGCGUGGCGCUGGAGGCGAGCGCCACGCUGGGCAUCUCGCAGGUGCUCACCGCCGCCGACGUCACCUCGCGCCACACCCCCGACCGACUCGCGAUUAUGACAUAUCUAUUUCAAUUGAGGGCACACUUCACUGGUAGUGAACUGCAAGUGGAACAGCUGGGUAACGACGAAACAGAGUCUUCAUACCUAGUCGGCCGCCAUGAUACCGACGGCUCCAUGCCCCAAGAUUUGUUCAGCAGAGAGAUCAGCACCCGGAGAUCUAGGAAUAUGUCGGAUAGGCCAAGGCCAGGGUCUCAAGACUCGCAAGAGUCUCGGCAGUCCCAGGAGCGCGCCAGCCCAGACAAGCCGAGCUCCCCCACUGCUAUGAAGGACGUGCGCGACAUGUUCCUGCAGCAAUCCAAGACUAUCCUGGGCAAGAUGCUGUCCCCCGCCAGGGACCUGAGGCUCCAGGAUACGCAGAAAUCCACAGCCAAGUGGUUCACUGACCCUUUAAAAGUUAGUGAGUCGCCUCCAGUCCGACCGGAGAAGCUGAUGACCCGCAAGGAGUUGACAGAUCCGUUCGGCUCUGACGAUGAGGAGGAACAGCCACCAGAUAAUGCUGUGACGCAACCGCAGAAUCAAAAUAAUGGGAAUAAUGAAAUCGUCAAACCGGAAUCCAAACCACCCCCUGCAACGGAACAGACGACGGAGUCACAACAGGAACAAAUAGACAACCGCCAACAGAAUAACGUUCCUAAGCCAACGUCUCCGGAACUGCCAAAACCCACGCCGCAAUUGCUCUCGCGUCACGAUGAGCUCAAAGAGCGAGCGAGACAGCUCCUAGAAGCCACCAAACGCGAGGCGAGAGAAAAGGACAGGAAUAGAAGGCAGAAUUCGAAGGAGAGGGAUGAAAAUGUUGAUUUAAAUGGUCAUAGAAAUGGUGACGUCAGUCCUAAGAAGCCUAUGACGGAGGAAGAGAGACAAGUGAUGUUGCGGGAGCGAGCAAGGAAACUGAUUGCUGAUGCCAGAGCCGGUAUUGUAAGCCCGACAUCUCCGCUGUCACCGUCCCGCAACUCUCGCACCGGCACCGUCGAGAUUAUCAGCAAACAGUCUGUCAUGGACGAGAUUGUCGCAGCUGGUGGGGUAGAACAGCUGGAUGCAAUGCUGGGCAGAACGGAUUCCGUACCCUCGAGUCCUGGCUCCAGGAAAAGUUCUAUUAGUCCUGAUAGAUCUGAGGGUCGCGUGAGCGGUGGCGAGGAGACGCUGGGCCGCGACGACGCGCGGCGCUCCCCGCUGCAGUCCUUCUCGGCGCUCGUCGACCGCCUCACGCCCGACAAAGACCUGCCCGAUGAGGGCAAAGAGACCGGCUCGUACAUACAGAGUGAGCUGGAGGCGUUGGAGAAGGAGCAGUUCGCCAUCGACGAGAGAGCUGCAGCGCUGGAGAAGCAGCUAAGGAGAGUUAUGGAGUCUGCUGACAAUACUGAGGAGGAAGACAGACUGAUGUCCCAAUGGUUCAACUUAGUCAACAAGAAGAAUGCGCUUCUCAGAAGACAGAUGCAGCUCAAUAUUCUUGAGCAAGAGGAGGACCUAAGCCGUCGCUGUGAGCUGCUCGCGCGAGAGCUGAGACUGUCCCUGGGGGUGGACGAGUGGCGCAAGACUCCAGGACAGAAGAGGAGGGAGAGGCUGCUUCUGCAGGAACUCCUUUCCGCUGUGAACGAGAGAGACAGACUAGUUCAAGAAAUGGAUGAACAGGAAAGAGCGAUAGCAGAUGACGAUGAGAUAGAACGUAACCUAUCACAGGUAGAAAUCCAGCGCAAGAAUAACUGUAUACUUCAGUGA